CCGAUCGCCACUUUCCGGCAGAGAGUGGUGAGAUUGUGGUGGGGAAACUUGAUACUAUUUUUACCAUGGUGUUACGGAGGAGUUGAAUCGGCUUGUCCUUUGCUAGGAGUAGGGAGCACCAUCUUUUGCCAUCAGAAAUCUGGAAGCAGUGCUGUUGAACAGUGUUCCGUGGACAAGCCGUUCUUUUUGAAUUAUCAAAACUACAGACUCUGUGCACUGACAGAACAGUAUUCAGAUUUAUGGGGAUUUUUACAUAGUAUUGAACUAAUCAAUGAAAAUGGAUUCAAGUACUUUGUACAAAGUUUUCCUAUUGAUAUCUUUGAUAAAAGGAUCUCACUCCCAGAGGCAGCCUAGGUGUGAAACAGGCAGCUGUUACCCUGCAACGGGUGACCUCCUCAUAGGACGCGAGGCUAACCUGACCGCCUCCUCUACCUGUGGUCUGCGGCGGCCAGAGAACUACUGUAUUGUCAGUCACUUGGAGGAGGACACAAAGUGUUUCACAUGUGACUCCCGCCAGCCUUGGUCAGAGUACCACAGAAACAGCCAUCGAAUAGGUAACAUUGUGUCGUCAUUCCGCGACAGGAAGCUGCGGUGGUGGCAGGCAGAAAAUGGCAAACAGCAGGUUUACAUUCAAUUGGAUUUAGAGGCAGAAUUUCAUUUCACUCAUCUUAUCAUGACUUUUAAGACCUUCAGACCAAAAGCUCUGUUGAUUGAGCGUUCAUAUGACUUUGGCAAAACGUGGAAGGUUUACCGAUAUUUUGCCCAGCGAUGUGACGAAUCGUGGCCUGGAGUGAAGAGAUGGCCACCCAGAGAUUUGUCAGAAGUGAUCUGUGAUGAUAGAUAUUCUGAUGAAGUACCAUCUACCGAGGGGGAGGUGAUAUUCCGUGUCCUUCCUCCGUUUAUCCGGAUAGAGAAUCCAUAUGAUGAAAAGGUUCAAGACUUACUGAAGCUGACUAAUCUUAGAGUGAACUUGACAGAACUCCAUGGAUUGGGUGACACCUUACUGGACAGUAGACAGGAAAUUAAGGACAAAUACUACUACUCUAUGUACGACAUGACGGUCAGGGGAAGCUGUAGCUGUUACGGCCAUGCCUCCAGAUGUGAACCGGUAGCUGGCUACAACAUCAGGCCAGACAUGGUUCAUGGCCAGUGUGUCUGUACACACAACACAAAGGGACGUAACUGUGAACAGUGUCAAGACUUUUAUAAUGAUCUCCCGUGGAGACCUGCCAGAAGAAACUUUCCUAAUGCUUGUAAAAAAUGUAAUUGUAAUGGACACUCAGACAAGUGUAAGUUUGACCCCGCUGUGUAUGAGUACAAUGGAGGGAUCAGUGGAGGGGUGUGUCUGGACUGUCAACAUAACACCAUGGGCAGGAACUGUCAGCAAUGUAGGGACAUGUUCUACCAGGACCCCUUCCAAGACAUCCGCAGCUCUACCAUCUGUAAACCCUGUGACUGUGACCCCUCGGGAUCUAUGUUUGGGGGGCGGUGUGAUGAUCACUCUGACGAGGCUAAUGGACUGGUGGCGGGGAGGUGUCAUUGUAGGGAGCAUGUGGAGGGCAAGCGCUGUGAUACCUGUAAAGACGGCUUCUAUAAUCUUAAUGAGGCCAAUCCACAGGGAUGUCAGGCAUGUGACUGCAGUAUGAUUGGUACUGUAACUAACUCCUCCUGUGACAAGGACAGUGGAAUGUGUUUGUGUAAACGUUAUGUUACAGGAGAUAGAUGUGAUACCUGCCAUCUUGGAUUUUAUGGAUUGAGUGAUAUUGACACUGGCUGUACCCCCUGUGACUGUGAUGUGGGCGGGUCUAUCAGUGAAGAAUGUGAUCAGGUGACUGGAGUCUGUACCUGUAAACCUAACAUCAUUGGUCAGCAGUGUGACCAGCCCCGCCCUGGAUAUUACUACGCUAUGUUGGAUUAUCUCCGAUAUGAAGCUGAGUUAGCUAAAGGAUUUGGACAAGUGCGUCAGUACAUCCAAGAGCCAUACCUGGAUGGCUACCAGCCCUGGACAGGUCCGGGGUACAUGUUGGUGAGGGAGGGGGACAGUCUGGAGUUUAAUGUCAGCAACAUAGAGUUCCCAACUAAUUAUGACAUAGUCAUCCGCUAUGAUCUAAGGAUGCCAGAUGUGUGGGAUGAAGUAUUGGUAACCAUCCGUCGUGACAAAAUCCCAGAGGAGAAUGGACCCUGUGCCAAUCACGUUCCUAGAGAUGACGAAAAAAGCACCACACUUAACCCAGGAGCACGUUAUAUAGAGGUUGUCCCAUCAGCCUGUCUGGAGCCAAAUACAAACUACACCAUCCGUCUGGACUUCCGUCGUUACAAGUCUGGAUUAUCUACUCCAGAGGCUACAGCCCUUAUUGACUCAAUUGUGCUGGUUCCAGCCACAGACAGCAUUCCUAUUUUCCAAGUGUUUGGGUAUUUGAAUUUCAUGAAGAACCAGUUUAUCCGUUACCAGUGUCGUGAGAAGCAGCUGUCGCCAUACCGACCUAAUUACUCCGACUUCUGUAAAAAGCUGACAUUCAGCAUUUCCACAAGCAUGCUGCAUCGUGCUCUGCCCUGCGAGUGUGAUCCCACUGGAUCAUUGAAUUCCGAGUGUGAGCCAGCUGGUGGACAGUGUCUCUGUAAACCAAAUGUUGUCGGCAGGAAGUGUGACCGCUGCGCUCCAGGAACCUACAACUUUGGACCUGCUGGGUGUUCUUCCUGUAAUUGCCAUGAGUACGGAUCCCGUGACAAUCUGUGUGAUGCCCAGACAGGACAGUGUCUUUGUAUUUACAAUGUGGGAUCUCGAGACUGUAGUCAGUGUGAGCCAGGCUACUGGGGAUUUCCUCAGUGUAGACAAUGUGACUGUAACGGAAACGCGGAAAUAUGUGAUGAUCUGACAGGAAAAUGUAUCGGAUGUCAGAACUUCACGGCUGGAGAACAUUGUGAACGAUGUGAUGCUGGGUAUUAUGGUGAUCCCAGAAGUUAUAUCAGGAAGCCAUGUCGCCCCUGUAUGUGCCCUGGGGGUCCCACCAGUCAGACUCAGCAUGCCGAUUCCUGUGAGGAGGACCCCAGACGAGGGAUCAUUGUCUGUAACUGUCUACCAGGAUACCAAGGUCCUAACUGUGACACAUGCAGUGAGAACUACUUUGGAAAUCCUCUGAUAGCCAACAGUACAUGUGAGCCAUGUGUAUGCAAUAACAAUAUAGACCCGAAUGUGGACGGCAGUUGUGACACCUCGUCAGGGGAGUGUCUGAAGUGUCUGUUUAACACCGAGGGUUUUAACUGUGAGAAGUGUAAGCCGGGAUACUACGGGGAUGCCACCACUCAGAGCUGUGUGGAGUGUGUGUGUGACCAGUAUGGCACAGAUGGAUCUGCUGGACCCUGUAACAGAGAGACAGGUCAGUGUCCAUGUCUGCCCAAUGUGACUGGACUGAGGUGUGAUGCCUGUCUGCCUGGGUACUGGAACAUUACUAGUGGGGAGGGGUGCUCAGCCUGUGGGUGUGACCCUGAGGGCUCAUUAGGAAUCACCUGUAACCAGUUUGAUGGCCAUUGUUCCUGUCAAACGGGAAGGGGAGGUAGAGACUGCAGUCAGUGUGAGGAUCUCUUCUGGGGUGACCCUAAAGUCCAGUGUACAGCCUGUGAUUGUAAUGGUCAGGGUUCUGCUGACAUGCAGUGUGACCGUCGUACGGGUCAGUGUGUCUGUUUGACUGGGAUCAGUGGCUACAAGUGUGACCGCUGUGACAGAGGAACCACUGGAGAACUCCCUAACUGUAAACCCUGUGGGGAGUGCUUUGACAACUGGGACAGAGUCAUCAGAGAUCUCAGAGACCAGACCCAGUAUUUGGUCAAUGAAGCCCUGAAAAUCAAAGCCACUGGAGUAGAGAAAGCCUUUGAGAAAGAGUUUAAGGAGAUGGAGAACAAUAUUCAAGAAAUCAGGGACAUCAUCCGUAAUGCUAAUGUGUCAUCCAGUGACAUCAAGGACAUCGAAAUGAAUCUCAAGCAGCUCAGGGAUUCAUUGAAUAUCAGCUAUACUGACCUUGAGCGAACAGAGGUUGAGAUAAACACGAGAUCUGACAGUAUCAGACAGAGUAACAAUGAUAUCAGGGCACUACAGCUGGGAGUGGAUAAACUGAAAGUGAAAAUAGAUAAUCUCAAGAAGAAUGCCACCAAUGUACAGGCCCAGGAUGUAGAAGGUGCCUACAACUUAACGAAGAAGGCACAGGAAGUGUCCCUGGCUGCUCAAAGGAAAGUGAAUGCUACAGACGGAAUUCUGGACCAGUCAGAGAAAAUCCGACUGGAAGUUGAGAACAUGAUUAAUAAUCAGCAUGCCGAGUUUGAAAGAAAAGUGAAGGAUAACGAGGAAAAUCUCAAUGAAAUCAACAAUCAGAUCUCAGGCCUGGGAAAUAAAAUAGCUGACAUCAAUGAAAUGGUAUGUGACAAGCGUGGAGAGCCAUGCCACCCUGUGUGUGGAGGAGGUGGAUGUGGAGUUUGUGGUGGAGAACAGAGCUGUGAGAAUGGAGCAGUGAAGAAAGCGGAGAAUGCUCUGGACCUCGCUCGUAAAGCCGAGGAGCUGCUGACCAUUAAAGAGAGGAAUGCCACAGAUCUCCUACAGAAGCUGCAGAACUCCCAGAGAGGAGCAGAGAUGGGGAGAGACGAAGCCCAGAUGGCUUACAACGAAGCUCUCAAAGUGAAAAACGAGACCGAGUUUGCUCGCAUUGCUCUUCAGGAUCUGUUUGUCAGGAUAUCUGGAUUCCUCUCGGCAGAUGGAGCCACUCCAGAUGAUAUCAAACAGAUUGCAGAGGAAGUGCUGGCAAUGAGCAUUUCUUUGACCCCUCAGCAGAUUAUGGAUUUGGCUCAGCAGAUUAAUGUAACCAUACAGGGACUCCAGAAUAUUGAUGAUAUUCUAGCUGAGACCAGCAGUGACUUAGCCAGGGCCAAAGGACUGAAGGACAGAGCAGAAACGGCUGAGGCUGAUGCUAAGUCCAUUUUGGAGAAGGCAGAGGAUGUACAGGCGAAUCUGAAGGGGGCCACAUCUGCCCAAGAGGCAGCUCAGGCAGCCAUCAGCCAGGCAGACAUUGACAUACUGGACGCUGAGCAGUACCUCACACAGAUUGAGUCAGAGACAGCAGCAGCCACAGACAAGUCUAACCAAUCUCUAACAUUACUGGGAGCUCUGAGAGGGAGACUGAGGGAUCUACAGGGAAAGUAUAUAGAGAAUGAGCAGAAGGUGGCCAACGCUGAGAGGGCAGCACAGGAGGCCGAGAGGCUCGCACAGAAAACAGAGGAGGCUGCCAACAAAUUGCAGACAAAGUAUAAUGACACUGCUCAAACUCUGAACUCAAGAUACAAUCUCACAACUCAAGCUCAGUCUCGAGCUGAGAUUCUCAAGAAAAGGGCUGAUAAACUUGCCUUAGAUACAACUGCCAAAUUAAAGAAUUUAGCUGAAAUGCAGCAGAACUUUGAUACGAAUGAGAAGAGACUAAACAAACUUUCCACAGAUAUUGAUGAACUAAAUCGACGAAUGGCUGAGUAUCUACAAGCCAUUAAUGAUAAAGCUACAGAGUAUUACAACUGUAAGACCUAAGGUUGAUAUAGAUUUAUCACUGUGAGUUAUAACAGAUAGAGCUGUAGAGAAGUCUGUGGAUUGUAGAUAGGGAUCAAAUUUUGUUAUCUUCAGUGGAGGAGUAUCGGUAUUACAUUGAUAUAGAUGUGGUCAGCAUUAUUAUAAGAUAUAUAUAUAAUCUGUGAUACCAGCCUUGAUGUAUCAAUCUGUCAAUCCAAACAUAAAAAAGAAAAUGUAGUGAUGGUGUCUGAGCCAGCUGUGAGUGUGUUUAACUAUGUUUGUAUCAGGAAUCAUGGGACAUUUUCCACAUAAUAACGUAAUAAUUUUACUCUGCAUUACUACUUUAAAGGGAAUACCGACUUUUGAGGUUCAGAUUUAUGUUAUAAUCAAUACCAGACUAAUAUACCGUAGACCCAGUGAGAUGGAGGCAAUGUUGUGUUUUUAUAGUGUAUACUAUAGCUUUUAUUUACAGUUUUCUAUGGAUAUUUAUUACAUGUCAAAAUGGUAUGUACAAGUGUUUUAAUUUUCAUACCUGCAUAAGGUUGCCAAGGUAUAUUAUAUUAGCAGGGAUGUAUUAGGCACAAGAACUUGUUUGUUUCAGUCUUGUGAAGAUUUUGUAUUAAUUAGAUUAGGUAAGCAGUCAUGUCCCAUUCUGUUGUAAAGUGCAUGACUGUAUGUACUUUGUCCAAUAUGUAUAUUCACAUAUUUUAUUGUAAUAUAUCUAAUAGUCGCAUGUGUUCUAGACUUUUUAUGUCUCUCAUUUUAUAGCAUGGUUUAUACAUAAUGCUCAUAUGUUAUAACUGUGAUGUUAAUGCCUGCUGAAGAUCAAGUAUUUACAAUUAUGUGUGUCAGUUUUCUUUAUUCAAGAUGAACAUAAUCUUAAGACAAAUAUAACAUAAUCUUUAUUUUUCAUUGUGUGUUACUAAAAACUUUGUCCUUCACUUAUUAAAAAAAUAUGCUACUCUCAGAGGUAGCAGAAAGAAUUGAGAACUUUGCAGCAGAACAAAGAUAAAAGCUUUAAAAUAGGGCAUAAUACAGCUACAUUUUUGUAGUACAUUUAAGUGUAUUGGUACCUUUCUAUUGAUCUGACAUAAUAUACAGUGAUUAUCGUGUGCUUUAUAAAACAAGUUUUAGGUCAGAUGGAAUAGAAAUCUCUUGAUUCAUUUUUAAUUUUCAUCUGUUCAAUUAAUAUGGAAGUUAACAGCAAUAAUUAGAUAAAUGCUUUUUAUUAUUUUUUGAUAUUGUUUCACUAGCUUCACAUUUUCACCUCUUUAUUCAUUAUUCAACUUGUCAAAUGUAUGUAUAUUCGCCAUGUACACAAGUUUUGAAUGUUCGUAUUUCAUAUGGUGCUAUUGUAUUUGGAUACAAACUGCAAAUCCUGAUAUUUUUACUAUCCUCUGUAUAUUGUUAGGGGUCACUGAAUUACAAGAUGGUUGAAGUUUUUUUCAUCAGGUUGUUGAAAAUAGCAAGGUCAGGGAAUAGAAAUUAUACAUUAGUUGCUGAAUACAAAUUCAUACAGUCAUACAAACUAUAUAGUAAUUGUAAUGACGAAAUGAUUUGUAAAUUGGUAAAGCUGGUUUGUCAAAGAAAACCAAACUUAAACAGCAAAGAUAAUUAAUUUUUAUAAGCCUACCUCUUUGUGAGCACUAUUUUUUUUCUAUAUGGUUGUAUUAACUGGAUAAACAACAGUUUAGGAGAACAAAUACAUGUAUGUGAAUGUGGUAAUCUUGCUUAACUAGUUAUAUUUAAAUAUUUAAAUGUUUGUAUUACUUCGUAGUUAGCAGUAAGUAUUGACAGUUCUAAAGAAGAUGCUACAAUUCCUUGUUGUAAACGAUGACCUAUUAUAACAAAAGAGAAACCUACCAUUAAAUUUAAUGUUCAACCAUUGUUUGAGAAAUGGUUAAUUAAAUGAUGGUACAUUUUUUAAAUGAUGAAUUGUAGGUACUUAAAGCUGAUUUUUUAUGAACUUGACUUAAAGUUGUGAGACUUUUAUCUUAAUUUGGAGGUAACCCUAAAACUUACACUGCACCUGCAUUUCUUCCUUAGAGAUUGGUUAUAUUUAGUAUGCAUCAUCUUCAAAUUCAGUUUGUUCAGUUAUUACCUCAAAAUAAAUUCACAUUUUAUAA
This is a messenger RNA of Saccostrea echinata, 7668 nucleotides long. Its product is annotated as laminin subunit beta-1-like. Gene Ontology annotation, molecular function: integrin binding; extracellular matrix structural constituent. NCBI's taxonomy places the organism in Eukaryota, Metazoa, Mollusca, Bivalvia, Ostreida, Ostreidae. Bases 272 to 5563 code for a protein of 1763 amino acids. The record is from RefSeq and is a predicted model, not a curated record. The transcript is spliced from 31 exons. Gene Ontology annotation, cellular component: laminin trimer. Gene Ontology annotation, biological process: basement membrane assembly; substrate adhesion-dependent cell spreading; cell migration.